Messenger RNA from Notolabrus celidotus (New Zealand spotty), 1591 nucleotides. It is a transcript of the gene elac1, whose product is annotated as elaC ribonuclease Z 1. The transcript has 5 exons. The record is from RefSeq and is a predicted model, not a curated record. The coding region runs from base 105 to 1211 and encodes 368 amino acids. Gene Ontology annotation, cellular component: nucleus. Gene Ontology annotation, molecular function: 3'-tRNA processing endoribonuclease activity. NCBI's taxonomy places the organism in Eukaryota, Metazoa, Chordata, Actinopteri, Labriformes, Labridae.
UUACGUCAUCAAUGCUGGACUGUUUACAUGGUACAUGGCACGCUGCUUCCGCUACAGUUGAGUAUUCAGACAGUUCAUGCAAGUAAUCCUAAAACUGUGGAAACAUGACAAUGGAUAUGACUUUCCUGGGGACCGGCUCGGCAUAUCCGUCCCCUCACCGAGGUGCUUCGGCUCUGGUGCUGCGGACAGACGGGGAGUGUUGGCUGUUUGACUGCGGAGAGGGAACCCAGACCCAACUCAUGAAGAGCCAGCUUAAAGCCGGUCGAAUCACCAAGGUUUUCAUCUCCCACCUGCAUGGAGAUCACCUGUUUGGUCUGCCAGGUCUCCUUUGCACUGUUAGUCUCAACACCAACCCAGACCCUCAGCAGAAACUCAACUGUGUGGAAAUCUAUGGGCCCCGGGGCCUCCGGCACUUUCUGAGAGUGACACUUGGCCUGACAGGAUCCCAGCUGCUGUUCCCUUAUGCAGUUCAUGAGCUGGAGCCCACAACUGACCAGAGUCCAGAAGAGGGUCAGCUCAGCCUAGAGGCAACAGCAGAGUCCGGCCCUCUGCACCCACAGGAGCAGCUGGGCAGGACCAUCUCUCUGGACAUCUCCACUGACUCUUACCUCCUCUUUGAAGACAAGAAGUUUGUGGUGAAGGCCUUCAGGUUGUUUCACCGCAUCCCAUCUUUUGGUUUCUGUGUUCAGGAGCUAGAUCGACCUGGAAGACUGAAGAUAGAAGUCCUGAAGGAACUAGGCUUGAAACCAGGGCCAAUGUAUGGGCGUCUGAAAGCUGGUGAGUCUGUAACACUGGAGAGCGGGCGUGUCGUUGAGCCGAUAGAAGUUCUGGAAGAAGCCAUUCCUGGGAGGAAAGUCUGUAUUUUAGGGGACUGUAGCUCAGUUGUCAGUGAGGAAUCACUGAGGUUGUGCAGAGGAGCUGACAUUCUGGUUCACGAGGCCACACUCAGCGAUGAGAACAGAGAGAAAGCGGUGGACCAUGGACACAGUACACCUACCAUGGCAGCAGCAGUGGCUCAGGCCUGCUGUGCACGGAGGUUGGUGCUCUACCACUUCAGUCAGAGGUACAAACCCUGCUCCAUGCAGAGGGAGGGGGACGAGGACAACGUCUCAGAGCUCAAGAGACAGGCUGAAGAGGCUCUACAGGGCAGUGGUGUAGAAGUGACUCUGGCUGAGGACUUUUUGACUCUACCCAUUCCUCUCAGAAGAUGAUGGUAAUGAUGUACUAAUAAGUGUUUUUUAUGACAAAUCAGAUCAAUCUUUUUGUUUGCUGUGCUGGCAUCGAAAUUGUUUACUCAUGAGUUAAAAUCUUGAUAUAGCUGAGCAACCUUUCCAUGCUGAUGAAAUGUUUUUGCUGAAUGACUCCAGAACAACAAUGUGUGUAACAGGUGCUGGGAACCCUUUUUUGGACUCUUUUUAGCAAAGUGAAUUCACAACACUCCCAAUGCAGAAAUAGCAGAAUUUAUCUAAAUUAAAUUGUAGGAUUACUCACACUGAAGAUAUGAGGGUUUUUUUGUGACAAUUUGCUUACACUGAACUCGUGGAUGUGUUUGUGCUGUGUGAUUUUUAAAGAACAUGCAAUGAUCUCUGAA